CACCAUGUGGUUGCUGGGAUUUGAACUCGGGACCUUCGGAAGAGCAGUCAGUGCUCUUACCUGCUGAGCCAGCCCUCAAAACUGUUCUUUGUGCUAGAGGCAGGCAUGGUUCAGUGGUAGAGCACUGCCUGACAUUCAGGAGUCCCUUUGUGUUCCACACCGGUAUCAUCUCAAAAGCAAACACCCCCCCCCUCCCCGACACACACACACACAUACACACACACACCACGAAUGUGUAAAUCCACAAACAGUUUGCAGCAGUGUCAGCCACCAAUUUGGCAUAUGUCAUAAAAACAUUAACUUGAGCCGGGCAGUGGUGGUGCACACCUUUAAAUCCCAGCACUUAGGAGGCAGAGGCAGGCGGAUUUCUGAGUUUGAGGCCAACCUGGUCUACAGAGUGAGUUCCAGGACAGCCAGAGCUACACAGAGAAACCCUGUCAACAAUUACUUGGACUUCAAACCCUCUGAUACAGUUGUACCUAUACCAAGUUUCCUAUGGCAGGCAGGAUAUUCUUAAAUGUUGCCCUAUCCUUUUUGUUAGCUGAGGAUGCAGAAGACAGUGUUGUGGCCGGUGGGUCCUCCAAUUCCUGGUACCCCUGACAUUCCUGCCCAUUUUUUGUUGUUGUUGUUCUGCAGGUUUGGGGCGCCUGCCCCCCGCUAGGACAGAUCUAGAGGGGGUCUCCCCACCCAAUGGGCCUGGCUAGGGCCCUGCGCCGCCUGAGCGGCGCGCUGGAGCCAGGAAACAGUCGAGCUGGGGAUGAGGAAGAGGCGGGGGCCGGACUGUGCCGCAAUGGGUGGGCUCCUGGACCGGUAGCUGGGAGCCGGCGCCGCGGGCGCUUCGUCAAAAAAGAUGGGCACUGCAAUGUGCGCUUCGUGAAUCUGGGCGGCCAGGGCGCGCGCUACCUAAGUGACCUGUUCACCACAUGUGUGGACGUGCGCUGGCGCUGGAUGUGCCUGCUCUUCUCCUGUUCCUUCCUCGCCUCCUGGUUGCUCUUCGGCCUGACCUUCUGGCUCAUCGCCUCGCUGCACGGCGACCUAGCUGCCCCACCGCCACCGGCUCCCUGUUUCUCGCAAGUGGCCAGCUUCCUGGCUGCCUUCCUCUUUGCACUGGAGACACAGACGUCCAUAGGCUAUGGUGUGCGCAGCGUCACCGAGGAGUGUCCAGCUGCUGUGGCCGCUGUGGUGCUGCAGUGCAUCGCAGGCUGUGUGCUCGACGCCUUCGUCGUGGGUGCAGUUAUGGCCAAGAUGGCCAAGCCCAAGAAACGCAACGAGACACUAGUCUUCAGUGAGAACGCAGUGGUGGCUCUGCGAGACCACCGUCUCUGCCUCAUGUGGCGGGUGGGCAACCUGCGACGCAGUCACCUGGUGGAAGCUCACGUGCGGGCCCAGCUGCUGCAGCCCCGUGUGACCCCCGAGGGUGAGUACAUCCCACUGGACCACCAGGAUGUAGAUGUUGGUUUUGAUGGAGGCACUGAUCGCAUCUUCCUCGUCUCCCCCAUUACCAUUGUGCAUGAGAUUGACUCUGCCAGUCCACUGUAUGAGCUGGGGCGGGCCGAGCUGGCCCGGGCUGACUUUGAGCUGGUGGUCAUUCUUGAAGGUAUGGUUGAGGCCACAGCCAUGACUACACAGUGCCGCUCAUCUUACCUCCCAGGUGAGCUGCUCUGGGGACAUCGCUUCGAGCCGGUCCUCUUCCAGCGUGGCUCCCAGUAUGAGGUUGACUAUCGCCACUUCCAUCGAACAUAUGAGGUCCCAGGGACACCAGUCUGCAGUGCCAAGGAGCUGGAUGAACGGGCAGAGCAGGCUUCCCACAGCCCUAAGUCAAGUUUCCCUGGCUCCCUCACUGCAUUUUGUUAUGAGAAUGAACUUGCUCUGAGCUGCUGCCAGGAGGAAGAUGAGGAGGAGGACACUAAGGAGGGGACUUCAGCAGAGACCCCAGAGAGGGCUGCCAGCCCCCAAGCUCUUACACCAACCCUGGCUCUGACCCUGCCUCCAUGACACAGCUGAGGCCCACUUCCCCAUGUGACACCCCUUCCCAAAGAUGACAGCUUCCUUCCAGCCUCUGAUGGGAGUGGGACAGGGGUUUCUCAGGCCCAGUGGCCUGCUGAGGUGACCAUUAACCACGAGGAUGUCUACCACAGAUAGACCACACCUUUAUUUCUCUGCUCCAUUCUCACUCCCGAGACCCCUUUAUGAGCUGGAUUCCUGAGGCUUACCAGAGCCGAAGGAUCAGAUUUCUGGACCAUACAAGAGACAAGGCGUGGAGGCUGGGUUUUGGUUGAACAUCAGUGAGAUACACAGCGUCAUGGAGGAAAAUGUCAAUUUACACAGAUCAAGAAACAAGGAUUCAGGAUCAUUAUAAUUGACCAAAGACAGAACAGUGACUGGACCGUGUGUGGAGAAAAGGCCCAGUGGCUCCAGAAAGCCCAAGAGUUGAGAUUCUCUUGAGUCUAAGUUGACACUGGGGAUUCUAAAACAGGUUGGCUAGAGGAGAGUGGAGCUGCUCCAGAAACUACAAAGCUAUGUUUCUAGAAUACACAAAACAUUGGUAGGUUUCUGAGUGUGGAAGGACUAAGCUGACACACGAAGGUUCCAGAUCCCGGAGGACUCUGGAGGACUGGCUGUGUAGGGUCCGGCUAGAGGGGGUAGGUAGGUCUGGCUUCUCCAUGAUCCACAGGGUGAAUUUUGUUUUUGUUUGAAGUGCCAUUCUUAGAGCAUCCAAAGGAAUCAGGUUCUGUGGUUCAGGGCUGAUCAGAGUCCGGGUGGGAUCCUAGCUGUCUGUGAUUUGCUGGCUCCGCUCUGCCUAGCAGGGCUGGGGACCUCCAUGACCUUGGCUGGCUUGCUAUGGUUCUGUAAUGCCAAAAGGAAUCAAAACUCCAGAGACCAGCGCUGUCCUGUCCCAAAGCCUAGAAGUCCUAGUCACCUUCAGAUGGACAGCCUGACAGCUCUAGGAGGUAGACACUGCUCUGGGUGGAGCUUGCAAGCAAGAGCCUGGACGAUCACAGAGCUAACGAAUGGAAAAGGGAAGGAAGAGGCUGAGGCCGGCAAGCCUAAAAUAUCCUGGAUUACUAUACCUAGUGAUGUGUGUCUCUUUCUCACAGAUAUUAUACAGAUGUGUAUUAUAUAUGAUAUAAAUACAGAUCUCUAUCUUUUCUGUUUGUUCUGUA
Molecule: messenger RNA, 3164 nt
Organism: Mus musculus (house mouse)
Lineage: Eukaryota; Metazoa; Chordata; Mammalia; Rodentia; Muridae
Gene: Kcnj14
Product: potassium inwardly-rectifying channel, subfamily J, member 14
Exons: 2
Coding region: 691-1995 (434 amino acids)
Biological process (GO): potassium ion transport
Cellular component (GO): membrane
Molecular function (GO): inward rectifier potassium channel activity
Source: RefSeq, a predicted model, not a curated record